GUGAACCAUUAGUUUGGUCUUAGUGGUAAAACCCAACGGAAAAUUCUUCAGUUAUCCGAAAUGGUUCGAGUUGAAAUCGCUGCUUAUUUGUCUAUUUUCUAUCUAAUAGUUUGGCAUUCUCGUCUAUGUAUUUCCAACCGAAUGUACGACGUCAUUGUGACCAGGGUGGCUUGUGAGGACUACAACUCUAGCAUAGUUUACAAUGUUUCCUGUACGACUCGCAACCUAAACCGAACCACCAAGGCACACAGUUUAUCAGGAUAUAUUCUCCCGAAUAUUUCACUGAAUGAAAUUUUCGUCAGAAUAACCUUCCAUCAGAGGAUCAACACAGGUUAUCGACGUUUAAUAAUAGAUUCAGAAGAAAAUUUCUGCGCUUUUCGAAAUGGAACUUCAAAAAGCUUAGUAAUGAGUAUAAUGUGGCCUUUCUUGAAGGCUCACAGUAAUCUGGAUCAUAAAUGUCCCUUCUCGGGGUUCAUCUAUGUGAGCAACUUUAUUAUCAGGUUCGACCAUUUUCCCCCUGCUUUACCGGAGGGAGAAGGAAAAGUUACGGUACACCUGCGAAAUGGUCCACAACGAGCAUCUUUAAUUAAGGUUGCAGUAUAUGCUGAAAUAAAGCCAAAAGGCGCCGCAACUUUGAACUUCUGA
This is a messenger RNA of Hermetia illucens (black soldier fly), 645 nucleotides long. RefSeq lists its product as uncharacterized. The record is from RefSeq and is a predicted model, not a curated record. The transcript is spliced from 4 exons. Bases 61 to 645 code for a protein of 194 amino acids. Lineage: Eukaryota; Metazoa; Arthropoda; Insecta; Diptera; Stratiomyidae.